Molecule: messenger RNA, 23708 nt
Organism: Amoebophrya sp. A25
Lineage: Eukaryota; Dinophyceae; Syndiniales; Amoebophryaceae
Source: the annotation of a GenBank genome assembly
GGAAGUCGAAGUAGAGACCUAUUAGGCACAUUGAUCUUCAGUGAAUUACUACAAGGAGUAGAACUACUUCAGAGCAGAAUCUCCUAGAAUCCCUUAGAAGAAUACUACAUACGACAGUCUCCUGCUUUAUUGUUAAAAAUACCGGCAAGACGAAGAGAAAAAGAAUGUCAUCGUCACAGCCAGCUGACGACUCGUCUGGCUCUGGGUCGGGCUCGGGAAGCAGCGACGAGAAGUCAGAGCGGUCGUCGUCCUCCGUCUCGGUGACCGGUUCGUCUUCUAGCAUUAAGUAGAAAUUGAAAUCUAUUUUUCUGUUCAAUCACACCCAGAACAGAAAAGAACUAGUAAGUACUUCAACUCUGGCAACCACUUAACUUGUUUUGUCAACAGAAUAUAAGCUACUCAAAAGGAACUCAAAGCAAGAGCCUCCUCCUCCUCCUCUAAUCCUUACAAUAGUAACUCGUCCAGUGACGGAGUUGUCGAUGAAUUUUCCGAUGGGGCCGCGUCGUCUGCUUCCAGCUCUCAGAAAAAGGGUAAAAAUGGGGGUCGUCCGAGUGCUGCAAGUCGUGCCGAGUCCUCUGGAGGGACGCAGCGUGCGAGCAAAAGGAGCUCACAACGUCCGAGCAAAAUGGGAGCAGUUUCUCCAGAGGGCGCAAGUAGAAGUAGUCGUGCAGGAGCUCCUUUUGGAGGAUCCAGCACGUCGUCGCCUUCGCGUGCUGCCGGUAAAAAGACGAAAAGCAUGAUCAGCCUUUCUGCAGCAGAGCUUCCGAACUUUCAACAGAUGGCAGAGCGUCCUCCAACACGGGACAAGGCUGCUGAGCAGAAGCGAAGGCUUAGUCAAAUGCGACCCCGUAAAAAGAAGAAAAAGCACAAAAAGGACCACGAAGCAGCAUCUCCAAAGCCACCGCCAUCUCCAAGUCGGACGCCUGGCGGUCGAGCGUUGCCUCCAGAGCCGAAGAAGCAACACGUGACCGUCACAAGGUCCCGACCCCCCGCGCCAGGUGUCGUCGAUUUUCUCCACGUUAACUACAUGCAACAGUUAAGGCCUCCCCUAAGCAACUAAAUACAAACAAUUUCGUCUGAUAAUAAUUAAGUCAUCUCCUCCUUUAGCAGGCUUUUUUUCGAUUUUCCCCUUCUCUCUGAGGUGUGCUGCAAAUCUUGACUGGCUUCUCCCUUUCUAUAAGGUUGAGGCUUAGGCCCAGCGGCGCUCAAAGCACUAAAUAAAACAGCCGGUUAGUUUUUACCUCUAGAGAUCUAGCCCUUUCAACAAUAUAAUGAAGAUCGCCCGGAGCACAUAAUUCAUCUUGUUCUUGUUGAGAAGAUGAAGAUUGAGAAGCUGAAAAGUUCCGGUAUUUGGUAUAGCCUGAUUUUGAUCAUGAUAAGGAAAAACCAGAAGAGAAUCCUUGUGAUCAAAUUCAGGUUACCAAAUACCGGAACCAUUCAGCAGCAUCGUCGUUCUGUGAUUUCUUGGUCCUCUCCUUGGUUGUGGUCCUUUUUCGACAAGGGGAAAAGACGUCAAAGUCAAAGAUUGAGACGCUCUCUUUUUUCGAUAUUUUUUAUAGGUAACAAGGUCUUCUAACUCACGCAGAAGCAGUCCGUUUGCAGCAGCUAGAAAGUGAGCACAUGGUGUAUUGGGAUGUCUUCUACCGUGGGAUGGAUCUAGGUGGGGAAGCUUCGACCAGUACAGGGGAUAGCGGCAUUCUAUCGCAGAACAGCACCUUUGCGCCAAUCGCUGGCAAGUUCGUCAAAGCCUUGUCACGCGUUCACACCAGUCUGCUCACGAAAGCGACAACGAAGCGAAAGAAACAGCGGCCCGACGACUCUGACGACGAUCCAGAGGCCGCCGCUGCUGCAGCCGCCGCAAAGGCGAAGCUGGAUUCGGACAAGGCACUCAUAUCUUGUGUCAGACAUGGUCGCAGCGCUUGCAGCUUGAUCUGCAAUACUGCGAAGAUCUACAACUCGAACUACGCCAUGGAGAACGUCGUGGAUCACUCAGGAUCUAAGAACCAGGCCAACCCUCACGGCGCUAGUGCGGGGACCGCUUCGAAAAUCCUCUUUGGGGGCGACGGCGUAUCGGACUCCGAGAGCGAAGAGGAUGAUUUAGCCUACGUGGACGCAGCAGGGCCAAUGGGGGACUUAAACAAGUUAUCAUGUAAAAUGUACUAAAAGUAGUGGUCAAUCUUCUGAAUCUGUCUUUGAGCACCAGUUGUCGAUGAUAUCUUCAGUACUGGUAGCAUCGCUGGUUGCACCAUUAGAAGCAGACCACAUGUUUCAUACAACUAUGUAUUACUUCUAGUACUAGUUGUAGAUCAUGUAGAAGACCACAGUCUACUCUGCCUCUUCUUGACUUUGGCAACUUCUCGUCUCACGACCUGACAACUCUAAUGUAUCGCGCAACCGCCCGCGCUACCACCAUCAAGGAGCGUUUAACUGCUCGCCGGAGCUCGAUCAAUAACGAGAGCGAAGCACGCACAUCGCUGACGAAUCCAAUCGCGAAUUUCAAUGCCGCGAAUGCAGCAAAAUUCCUUGAUCUUUCGUCUGAAGCCAGUCGUGUUGUCGCCGAGUUGCUUCCGGUGAUUCUAGACAGGCUCUUUUUAAGGCUGUACCUAAUACAUCUUUGGACGUAUCCUUGGAACAACGUAUGGAGGAGUAUCCCAAGCGAAUACUCCCCCAUACUUUUCAAGGAUGCACUUGAAAGAUGAAUUACGGACAGCUCUAAUCUUUCCGACUUCAAUCCCGGAAGGCGCACAGUGGGGCGCCGCCUGUGAAGAGAACUGCUCCUUCUCGAAGAUUCGUCCGGGUAUUACGUAUAUGGAAUUUCUCCAGCGCAUGCAUGACGACGUGCUUUCGAUCGACGUUUCGACACUGCCUAACGGAAAGGUUCUCGUAGAACAGCUGCAGAAGGAGCGGAAGAAACUGGAGGAAGAAAAUGGGACCACUGAUCAAGAGGAAGAGGCAGCUGAUGGCACGGCGAAUACGUCGACCGGAAAGGGGGACUUUGCAGUUGCGUCAGCAGCACGCCAGUCGUUCGCAGCGACGAGCAAAAGUACACUUCUACUGUGUCUGCUCUUCGAUAUAUAGUAGAAGUGUACUUUUAAAGGAUAUAUACGCAGAGUAGUUUAUAGCACGCAUGGUGCAUGGAGUGCAUGGAGUAGCUGUUGUAGGUCACGAAUUCUGAAUCGUUAUUCCUUGUUGUUCAACUCCCCAAUUAUCAAUUAUGUUUGUGAUACGAAAUUUCCAUGAUGCGAAGUUUCCAAACAUCGCCUAUUUUGAUUGUACAAAAGUACACUUCUACUGUGUGUGCUCUUCGAUAUAUAGUAGAAGUGUACUUAAAGGAUAUAUAGUUAGCGAAUCCUUGCGAAGAGUACACACAGGCUACCUUGCGAGCGUAAGUCGAUGUGUUACUCUAUAUACUCAAAGGAUACAUUAUAGUUAGAUGAGUACUAGAUCUAAGACGCUGUAAUAUGGUUUCGGUAUUUUUUGGUAUAGCCUGAUUUUGAACAACAUAUGGGAAAACAAGAAGAGAAUCCUUGUGAUCAAAUUGAGGCUGCCAAAUGCCGGAACCAUUCAAUUACAAUUUUUGUCUCCAUGAUCAAGGCCAGCCAGCGCUUUUUCCUUCUCACGAAUCGAUCCUCUCCAAAUUUCUACUUACAACAGUGCUGGCGAUGAUGACGGUUCCCGAAAUCGAGCUGUUGUACUGGGAAAUUUUAAACCCCGAAAAGAUAGUGGACGCAGAAACCUUGGCAUUACUGCAGCCCCGGAAUCAUGUGCCGUUGAAAACCACGGAUGAGGCAGACCGACGCAGAUGGUUGCACGACGAUCCUGCGGCGAGUCGUGGUAUUGAUUAUUCUUGUGAAGAUUGAAGGUUUUCUGUUCUUGUUCUUCGUUAAGAACCUUCCAUGAACCACCACCAAGGAACAAGAGGAAUCUUCAUAUCGAUUCUGUCACUCAGUCUUAUUCGCAAAUCUCGCAUCUUCAUCUCUUCCUGCAGGCGCCGGUGGAGCACCUGCGAAGAGAACUAAACUGGUGAAAGCAGCACGUAUGAAUUUCAUUCGAAGCAGAAUGGCCCUAAAAAGUGUACCACGUGUGUACUUGACGCGACAUCACGUUAUGCGCUUUUUGGACAUGCUAAGACGAGAGCUGCGUGACGUUGAGAGGUCUAAAGUCCGCAGGAAUUGGGAAGAGGCCAACAGUGUAUCUAUGACUUCCUUGUCGUAGUGUACUACUUAAAUUUAGUUACUUAGCCUCUUCACUCGUUUUGGUUCCCUUGAGUUCGAUGUAGAUGAUGAAGUUGAUGGCUAAAAUUCGAAUAGCACUUUCACCUAGUACACGACUUCUUGGAAGUUGUUUACCUCCAAAAAUCACAAUAAUCAUCAAUCACUGAAGAUAAUGACUCAGACUCUUUCCCAACAACGUUUACGUUUUGUUGAAGCACAAUAGAUACUUUUUAUACUCGUUUAUUUCCACAAAAAUCACUACAAUCUCAACAAUCUGAAUCUAAAUCACUCUCCACCACGAUGACCACAGUUGCUCGACAGCAUGGUGCGAAACGAAGGUAACUUGUCUUUUGCUUGGCGCCAUUACCUAGAUCCGAAGAUGCGGCUGCAGCCGAUCUCCUACCCGAUGUUCCAAAAACUCAUGUGUCAGAAACUGACGUGCAAACCCCAUGUCGUCAGGGAUCUGUGGCAUAUGCUGGUGGACGACAGCGAGGAUAUGAUGUCUUUGGAGGACUUUGACAAUGAAGGUUUCGGGCUCCUCGGAGACUUCGCGAGACUCGUCUUUAUGAAGAUCAGCUUUUUCCAAUUCCAUCGAGGAGCAUCUCGGUAUCCUCAUCUUCUCCCAUGAUUAAAUACAGGAGUUGCAUCUUUUUUCCAUCCGGCUUCAUGGGGGGACAUUAGGGUAGUGAGUGCUUCAUGGAGGGUCUGCUCCCAUCAGGAGCAUCUCGAGAUAGGCAUCAUUCUUUUCUAUCUUUUUCUCAUACACGGGAAAAGGUAGCGAGGACAUGAGGGGGCCGAGGUGGGUUCAACCCGCACACUCUAACGCGAAUCGGAGAUAUCUAGACCCCGCACAGCUGUUUUACGAGUACGACCCGCAUCAAAAGUUGCAGCUUUCCCGCGACUCAUUGCAAGACAUGUGCGAAGAGCUUGGCCUUUUUCUCGGUAGAACUAGUGGUAGCCAGGAAGAGAAGGAACAAAGAACGAUUAAGGCUUCCAGGAAUCCAUCUUCACGUUAAGUAGGCUCAAAAGAAUUCAUUUCUACCACUCAUUUCUUGCAGUUUCCUUCUUGGGAUUCUGAAGAAAUGCAGGCAAGAAAUGAAACGUUUUGAGCUCAGCAUCUUGGGGCACCUCUGUCUCCAGGGGAGAAUAUACAGACCGAAGAUGACUGUCAAGAUGGAUUCCGGGAAGAUCUAAGACGAAUAAGAUCCGGACGUCAGGCAUUGCAGAUGGCGGCGUUGCAGCAGCGAAGGCGUCUAGUGGAGGAAGACAAAGCUCCUCUAGUCGAGAUCAAGUGUCGUCGGAGUUCGUCGACUACUUGUGGAUAUCCUUGUCGAACGCCGAACAUAACGUGAUCCACUUCGACGUUUUUUGCCGAAUGAUCGAAGGAAUCGCGACACAACGGAGUAGCAAACUGGCAAUCAGCUGUUUUCCAGAGGACAUCAGUUUACAGUUCUGCCGCUGGGUGCGAACUGUGUACGGUAGUCCGGUUACGUGCUGGAACUACAUUAUGGAAAUCAGUGGCGCCGCGACGACAGGAAGCGCAGCACGUGCACAGCGUGGGAAGGUGCUUCAUCCAGAUUAUGGUCUUGUUGAACAGUGAUUCAUCAUUAUCGUUCUUUCUUCUGUUUAGAUUCAUCUUUUUGCUCACAUUACUUAGGACGAACAUGGAGAAGAACUGCUAGUGCACAUCCACAUCUCACUCUGAUGUAACGAGCGAAAUAAGAAGAAGAAGUUCUAGUGCGCGGCAUCCACAUCUCGCUUUCUUCUUCUCUAAUGUAACGAGCGAAAGAAGAAGACGACGCGAGCGUCACGGGCACGCGCUAUUGCCAAUCGUGCUUUUGGAGAAAAAAAUAAGAGUCCAUAUGCGAAUAUGACAACGAAACCUAAGAAAGAGGACGAGUCGCAAUCUGCGGACGGCGCUGGGCACAAGGGUAAAGGGUCUUUUAUGCAAGGUCGUUACCCAACGAGUAUCGCCUUCGAGAUGUUUAAGAAAACGCUUCAGUUCAAGAUGAACUACAAUGCGGCUAUGGCCGCUCGCGUGGCGGACGUAAUAGGCACGCGGUGUCGCGCUCGCCGUUUCUGGACGCACCUGGUCCAUAAACUGCGUCUAAAGCGUCAUUUCUACAGAGCGGUCUUUGGAGUGCGUGCCACAGCGACGCGGAAGGAAUUAUGGCAACUUCCACCAAGAAGGCACCAUCCUCAAGAACGUCAUCCUUGGCUCUCUUUCACUUCACAAGGGGGAAAACGAAAAGUAAAAGGCGCCAAGGAUGAUAAACUAACCUAAAUGAUAUUUAUAGAUAUAAUUAAUCCAUAUCAAGUUCAAGUCGCAGGAUAAUGUAUAUACCUACUUUACCUUCCUCACAAUCUUUCCUAGUUAGGUUGGCUCCACCACACACAGACAUAUCGAGUACUAGGAUGUUGUUGAUGGUGUUGCGAAGAACUAGUACAACGAGGUAGCUCCUCUAAGAGAAGGUCGCUCAUCCAUAGGAGCGUCGUUACAGUCUCAGGACCAUGAUGACGAAGUGGACGACGAUGAUCAAAUCGCAACGGCUGCGGACCAACUCCGUGCCCUGUAUGCGAAUAUGCUCAUGGACGGCGCAGCUGAUGAAAUUGUGCCAGCACUUAUUAUGGUGACUUAUUGGUAUUUUAGAGAGGAGCCAUCUGUUAUUUCUGUAGACUGAUGAAGAUACUUCUGAACUUGGCUGCAGCAUCUAGGAGCUGAACAAGAUUCAUCUAGGACAUGUUUUAAACGGAAAACAAGGGUGUAAGCACCAUAAGAGGAUGCAUCUCAAUCUCAUCGAGUCGGAUCAUGCUGGUGUGCUCUAAUCUUCCUGGCAGAGGCGCGAAGAAACAGCGUCAGGCGCCAGUGGGAGCAAUGCCACCGUGGGCGUCGAGGAGUAUGGCUGCAGAACAAGACUUCGACAAGAAUGCAGACCGUCCGUCCAAAAAAGAAGCAGAACCGCUCUCGCACUACUUCUCUGAGUUAAGGCCACAUCAAUAAAAGUACUAUCGAUAUAAAAGUACAUGCUGCAGCAUACAUACUUGAUGUAGUAGGUUAAUGAAAAUAAUAAUCUUUUCAUAUUACAACUCUCCUUCUCCGACGAGUUAGGUGGAGGUGGACGACUCUACCAUUAUUAAGUAUAUACAUGCUCCAUCAUCUUCAUCGUCCAAACAAGGCUUCAACAAGACACCAAUAAAUGAAAGUCUAAUAUCGAUUAUAUAUUACACGCUGUUCUUUAUAGUUCUUUCUCUUUCUCUUUCCUCUUAUUAAUAUUACACGCUGUUCUAUAUAGUUCUUUCUCUUUCUUCGAAGGUCUAACUCAGGCUGCAGAGUACAUGUCCGAGAAGCACAGGGAGUUCCGACCGUCCUGGGUGCGGCAAAAGGAAGAGGAAAACUACAAGUUGGAGAGUAGGCACGAAAGUCGAGAGCGAAGGCGCGAGGAGCGCGAAGGCUCACCAGGAGAGGGCUCCUUUUUGGCCGAGACCACCGCGUCUACGAGGAGACGGAGUCCUAGUCACGCCAGCGUUGCUAUUCUCAAAAAGGGCGAGGGCUUCCUGGAAAAGAGAGCAGAGCGUGCUCGUUCUCUUUCGAGAGGAUCCGAGCAUCGUAGGCAUUUUUCGAGGCGUCAUCGAAGUGUGAAGGAUGCUGGUACGGUGGCCUCGCGCGCGCGGGCGCGAGCCACCAGAAUGAGCCGUCACUCAGGUGACGAGAGCAGCGAAGUUGACGGAAGAGCGUCGCGCGGUGAUGUGACGCCUGAAGGAGGCGCAACUUCUGAUGGAGAUCUCGGGCAUUCGUCAGCCGGUGAUAACCGGAGCCAAGACGGUGCACCUCCCAGUGACCUAGGCAGUGGGCGCGCGCAAGCAAAUAUGGGAUUCAAUGCAGGUGGGGCGCACCAGCGUGAUUCUAGAGGAGCAGUAAAAAGGGGUUCAACAGUUGGACCUCCACGGUCGAGCAAGCCCGGUCGGUCGAGCGGUGCUGCAGGAACAGCACAUCAAGGUGGACCGCGGUCGAGCGCCGCCAAUAGUCUGUUCUUCAUGCCAGAAUAUGCAAGCGGAAGUGAGGACGAGUCCUCCUCAGAGUCUGGCAGUGGAAGUGGAUCUGGGAGCGGAAGUGGCAAAAGCAGCGAGGAGGGCUCUGGCAGUGGGAGUGAAUCUGGGAGUGGAAGUGAAGCCGAGUCGUCUGGAUCCGGUUCGGGUUCGGACAGCGGAGAGGAAGGCAGACAUAGUUCUUAAGGCAGCUACCGCGGCUAGAAUCCAGCUAGUAGUCCUCUAUAGGGAAGAUGAUAUCGUCCUUCAACCGUAACCGUAUGCGCCCCACUUAUACAAGGGGAAUUAUACCGACGCAUGAUACGCUUGAGGGAUUUCCACGACCGGGAUGAAUAAGUAGGGAGAGGUCCUCUAACAUAGAAGAAGACCACGUCGCAACAGUGCAGACCACAGCCAGGAGUCACCCAGGACAGGCGAGGACGACGAAGAAGAAGGGUCAGGAAGCGAAGACGAGGAUCUCAGCAAGUUCAUGGACCCUCGACACAAGAAUAAGAGAGGAUCUAAAGGUCAGGAGGAUGAUACAGCUCGUAUUGCUUCCAUCGAGGACGGCACUCCUGCAGGUGACGCAGCAGCAGGCGCACCUGCUGAAAACCGUCGCGUUUCCUUUGGUCGGAGCGAAGAGGAGAAAGCCUUAGAUCGGGACCGCCUGAACCGAUCGAUGAACUUGCGCGCGAUGUAUACAAAUGCGUACAUUGGAUCGUUGCAUAUGCGCGAACGCGAAAAAAAUGCCAUUGACGUUCGUGGUUUUGUGGACUUCUACCACACGACCAUGCUGCUUGCGUCCUAUUUGAACCAGUCCUACGCACGCAGAGUUCUCGUAUACGAGCAGAAAGUUCUGGCACCCUCGUCCGAACAACAGGGACAGCACUUGGUCAAAACUGAUUCCCAAGGAGCAAAGAAAAGGGCAAGCCAGCAAGCUCGAGAAGCUCCGCCGGUUUUGUUCAAGAGCAAUCUGCACGCUGGUGAGCAAGUAGCCCGCAUGCACGCAAUCCGAAGUGAAUUUGGCAGGUGGAUGUCGGAUCCGUUGAGAAACUUGUGGAUGGAGCUGAAGGCGUUGAUACGUACAGGGAGAAGCCUUCACGCGGAUCCAAACUCGUGCUACAUUCCUAAGGAACGCUUUCUCUUAAGGGGCAACACAAUUGGGAUUGUCGUGAUUCAUAUAUUUUUUACCAGUCAUUUAUCUAGUGCCAGUUCAUUUAUCUACCAGUUGUCAACACAAUGAAUUGAUUCAUUUACUUAUCUACCAGUCACUUCUCAACACAAUGAAUUGAUUCAUUUAUCUACCAGUAAAAACUUCUCAGGCACCUGUUCCUUCUACUCAAUGAAUUGAUUCAUUUGUCUACCAGUAAAAACUUCUCAGGCACCUGUUGUUCCUUCUACUCAGGAUCGGCAGAAAUGCAGGCAAAGAAAUGAAGAGUUUAAAAUUGAAGAUCUAAUUCUUAGGUGGAUGAACUACAACGGCUAUUGCGGGAAUGCGGACUUCGUUUUCCGUUUCAUGGUCAGCUAUCACGACGGUCUCCGGAUCCGUUUGUACAACCCCUUCUGCACCCUAUUUGAUGUGAUGCAGAUCGAGCGUUUGUGCAAAAUCCACGUUGUGCAGGGCGGCGGCACGCACCUUCUGGCCAUGCCUUCGCGGUUGAACCAUGGUACAGCAGCUUCACCUGGAGACGGAUCGAUGUCGAUUUCCAAGGUCGGCGCAAAGGGGGACGCCAUGGGGAUGGUCAACGUGGUACAGAGCAAGAUCGAGUUGGCAAUGCAACUUGCAGGAGCGGGACUCGGACAGGGCUGUGAUGUAGCACAAAAUGUCUUCUCCGGAGCUGCGGCAGGAACCACUGUUAAGGCUUACCGUAAUUCAUCUUCUGAAGCAUCUACUCAGAGUCAUUUUUCAAGGGGAGAACGGUCUCGGGAUGGACUUCGAGAUGGACUAGCAGGGUGAGCUCUAACACUGGCCAUGGAGGCGUGGUGAUGUUCCACCACGAUCAGCAAGUGAUGAACCAGCAUGAGGACGGUCAGAUUGUCGUAGGAUCUUCAGGACACAACGAUGUAAUGCAAAAUGCGCAUCAUUUGAGACACGUGCAAACGAUGGGAAACUUGCCGAUCGUCGAGAUGUUCCCAGGCGCGCUGCAAAUGGAGGUAGCGGUCUUUCUGUCGCAGCUGGUGCAGCAGCACAGGAGCCUAGUCAUGGUGUGGCGCCACGUUUUCAACAGCAAGCAUUUGGGCAGUGUGGGUUUUUUGCCGUUUUCGAGAGCCACAAGAUUCGCGCAUACCUACCUGAACAUCCACCGAGUGUACGACACCCUGGUCUUCUUUAACUCACGAGGCACGCAUUUGAGUCCGGAGCUCACUGUGAAGGCGCACCUGUUGCAACGCGACUUGGACAUGAAUACGGCAGCGGUUUUGAAGAUGCGGAAAAAACGUGAUCACGCAGCUCUCGCUAAACAAAGGGAGGAGUUCUUCGGUAGUGUGACCAACAACAUUGUCGAUGGAGGUGGUGGAGGUGCUGGCAAAGGAGAGCAGGAGGCUGCCAGUUCCAACCCGAAAGACCACGCUUUGCACCCGGACGAGCACCACUCCUUUGGCCACCUGCACCACCGCAAGAGCGUCAGUCACUCCUUUAUGGUCCGCCACACCUUGCUCGCUGACGUGGUCAGACCGAACAAAGCCCAUGGCUUGGACAGCAAGAGAGGUAAUACUAAACUCUCCUCCUCGUCGUCGUCUAGUUCUGCAGACGGUGCGGAUGGCGGUGGCUCUGGCGGUGGGCUAUUCGUGCAUAGCAACAAGUACCAAACAGGAACGUUGCAGAAUCGAAUUCUAGAUUGGAACCAGUUUAGUCGUGAGUUCAUCAACGAAAACCAGCUUGACUACAAAAGCUUCAAUCCCUUUGGAGAUUUGGUUCUCUCGCUCUUUGUGCGCCAGCUGUGGUUGCGGUUCGGAAAACACGGGGACCCCUUCGCAAAUUUGACUCGCGAGUACUGCAACGAGCACUCUGUCAUUCGCAUGGAGGACUUUUUCCUAGUAUGCGUUGAGCUUUUCGGCGUUGAUAUUCUGGAUCCUGGCUACGUGGUGGAAUACUUGACAUCCUGUCUAGAUCGCGUGGACGAGCGCGCUGAUAAGUGCGUCAUUGACGAGUACAUUUUGGACAUCGUACAGGAGAGCAUGGGACUUCGUGAUGAAGAGAAUGCAGAUCAGCAUGAUCCUGGCAACGAUGGACAGCAAGAUGUAGAGAUGAAUAAGAAGAAGCGGCCCUCAUCUGUUGAUGGUAGAAAGACUACGAGUCCUGAUGACUAUAAUGUUCCUGGUGUAAGAACUACUUUUCAUCAAUCUUCAGCUGAAGAAGACGACGCGGCCGCUGCUGAGCCUGGGGGUGGCGGUCGGGGCGGAGCCUCAAAAAUGUUCAUGACGGAAAACACGACGAGUGCUUCUCAAGCAGGACGAGCCCCCUCCGUACGAAAGGUUCGCGAAAGUGUAGAGACCUCCACGGCAAUUACACUUCCAAUUCCAGCAUUCACAUCAAUGCAAGAAGAGGAUGAGGAACACGAAAAUGCUGGAGCUGAAGAUGAUGCUCGUCUUGUUGGCGCUCCAACCAUGGAAAAUGUAAAUGAGGAAAUUGUAGAGGAACUACAAGGUGGAAAUAAUCAAGAUCAAGUUCUUGAAAAAAUAGAAGUCGGCGACACGGCAACGAAAGUUCCAGGCAUCAGUAUUAUAGCAUCAGCAAAUUCUGCAAAAGACCACGAGGCAAGUGCGGAGGUCGCAGACGACGGACCAUCUGCUGCUGCGGCUGUGCGACGUUCCUCCGCAAGGACAAGGGUCGUAUCAGCUGCAGCACGCAGCUCAAUCGCAGUUACGAGGUUGUCAAGAACAGGACCACGCGCCUCAGCCGCAGGGGCCAGGUCAUCAAGAACAGGACCACGCGCACCUGAGGUGGAUAUUUCUGCCGCAACGUCUUCACAACCACGACAGUCACAGGUGGAUUCUACUAUUAAUCUUGGUGAGGAUGAGGAACUAUCUCCUCCUUCUCCUAUUGGUUCCGACGAGGACCUUGGAGAUGAACCAGGUGACGACCCGAGCCGCGCAGGAGGUCCUGUUGCGCUCUUCUAUGAUGAGCCGGACGAUGAUAGUACUUCUGCGCAACAAGAAGAAUCUCUACUGCAGGUACCUGCGGAUACUUCUGCUGCGUCGUCGACCUUACGACGAAGCCGAGCUUCAGUCAGAGCGUCAACAUCACGCCGCUCGAAGAGGGAUGAUGAUGUUCCUCUUGGUGGAUUAAUUGAAGGUGGCUCAACUGCUCCACUUAACGAAGCUGAUGCGCCUUCGACCUCAGCUCCACGUAAAAGUACCAGAGCUAGCAGGAGAGCUUCCACGGUGCAACCACGUGGUGGAUCGCAAAUGCUAGGGGAUCAACAAGCGAUGGAAGGUAUAAUUGCAUCUUCUCCAGACGACGGCGAAGGAUCCUCGGAAGCAUUGCGUGAUGAACUAGGCUUCUCAUUUGAUGAUGUUGAUCCAACUAAUAAUUCUGUACCUCCUGCUGUUGCUCGGCCUCCAGACUCCAACGCUGCGUCUCCAGACUCCAACGUCUCUAGUCUGAUUGAAGACCCAUUAGACGAGCUUGGGAUCGUUGAAGAUGACGAUGCGCCAAGAAGAGGAGAUGGCGAAAACGAUCCUACUGGAGUGGUUGAUGAAGACGCGCAUAGUCCAGACGUGGACGAACAGAUCUUCGGGGCAGCUGGUGGUGCUCCAUCAGGUGGAGGUAACGAACUUGGCGCUCCUCCUGUGGCGCUCCCACACCUGAGAAGCAGCAAGAGAAUAAGUCAGUCCACAAGAGUUUCGGCAGCAAAUGCAGUUGUGAGUCUUGAUCCUGGAGUCGUUGAUGAAUUGGGAAUAGAUGAUGAGGACUUGUUAAGAGGACCCUCAGCAGAUAUAGAGGAGGAUGCAGGAGCUGCAGAAACACACCAGGAGACAACUGGACAAGCUGCUGCUUCAGUGGAAGGUGCACCACGACGAUCUAGUGUGAAGAAUCAGAUUUCUGUUAGUAGUAGAGCGUCACUUUGCAGGCGAGCUUCCGGCACGGCUCUUGCCAGCAACGACGAUACAACUGCUAAGGCAGUCCCCGAGGGAGGAAUAGUCGUGGAGGACGGCGCAGCGGCCUCUCGUCUUCUAGGUGAAGAAAGUGCAGAAGCUCGACCUUCUAAACAAGAUCAUGAUGAGAUUGAAGCACCAGGUGGACCAGCAGUGCAGGGCGUAGCUCCGCAAAGCAAAGUAAACGGGCGGUCGCCAUCAGUUAGAUUUAGCGAUGCGGCUAAGAAAGAGCAGGAGGUAAAGGAGGAAGAUGACGACGAGGGAGAAGAGGAGGAGCCUCGCGUAGUGCUCAGCGCAGCAGACCGCGAAGAGCUUCGUGAUAGAGCCAAAUUGUCUAGACUUGUGCUGAAGAAAGCCCUGCUACGGUGGCUUUUGCGAAAUUUCGAUCCCUUCUAUUAUUGUCCCGCGGAUCUGAACCGGCGUAGAACGGCAGUCGAAGCCAAGCUAAAGCCGCAGAGCAUACUCGAGGUAGUGGACAAAAAACAGGCUGCAGCUGCGCCUCCAGGAGGAGUCCGUGCUUCGGCGGCCACGAAGCAGGGCUUGCGGCCAGGGGGCAGCAUCAUGGCCGACGCAUCAGGAGCAGGCCGACGCAGCACUAGACUAGCAGCAGAACGAACAUCGACCGUCAAGGCUGCUUUACUAGAGCAAGAAGGCAAAGCAGGAGCUGCGACCCAAAUAAAAGCCGAGGGCGAGGAAGAAGACCCGGACGACGAGGUUGAGGCGGGCGGAGAGGACGCUGAAGAUGCUGAAGAUGUUACCGGAGCGACUGGUACUGCGGGUGUCAAAAAAGCGGGUGUCAAAUUUGCUGUGAGGAUGGUUUCGGACUCGGAGCUCAAGGAAUUCGUACCAGGAGAGAGCGAGACUGGUGUGCGUCGUCGAGGGUCCACAGAGGACUCGAAGGUGAGCGAAUUAGGAGCUUGUGAUCGCAAAGCGCAAUUGCGGGAGUCUAUGCGCGAGCAACGGCGUGAGAAAUCGAACUUCUUGAAAGUGCAGGCGAAUGCCCAGGUAAACAGUGUUCGACAGAGUAACACCUCUCAGGGACAGGCAUUUUGGACCGGGGAGCGCGUCGUACUGGUAGAUCGCGGAAUUCCACGUUCGAGGGGAAGUGUCAUGGUCGCUAGCAGAUUCUCCACGCAAAAAUUUGCGCCGAGUAGAAAUUCGCUCGCCAAGCGUCACAGUCGUUCGUCGCAGAACGACCAAGAACUCCUCGAACAGGUCCGCGAAGCAACAAAGGAUGAAGACGAGGCUCGAGCACAGGAGGAUGAAGAGGAUGGUCACGAAAGAACACAGCCACCAAGAAAGCCAAGUGCUUUGAAACAACCUGGAAUAUUUUCUUCGUCAGCAGGAGGCAAUGCACAAAUAAAGCGUGUAAGUGUAGAUGAUGCACGACCAGUGGUUGCGGCAGUAGGUGCCGCCAUACCUGUAGACGAGGACAACUCAGUCGAUCCGAGGAUGGACACAUGGCAGCUAUCGAAAGACGAGGGAUUUUCAUACGAAGGACUCAACGAGGCACCAGUGGUCGCCGCAGCAGGUGCCGCCAUUGUUCCCAUAGAUCAUGAAGACAACGCAGUCGAUCCUAGGAUGGCCACGUGGCAGCCUUCAAAGGACGAGGGAUUUUCAUACGAAGGACUUAACGAGCAGCACGACUACGAGGAACACGAGGCCGCUCCACCAGUAGUAACGGAAAGAGCACCAACCUCGGAUGUGGACGUAGUUGUUCGAGCUUCUAGAGGCGAAGGCGCUGCUGCAGGUGACCACAAAGUAGGUCAGAGUGGCGGUGAAGUCGGCCACCACGUACAACAAGAGGAUCCUCAACAUGAAGAUCACGAUCUCUCUGAUGCUCAUGCCGAUGUUGAAGAUGCGCUUGGAUCUGGAGGGGGACCUCUUGAAGACGAAGAUGCUCCAGCACCUCAUGAAGAUAGCAAUGAAGUUGAAGACCACGGCGAUGACGACGAUGCCUUAGAUCUGCCACCUGGAUCUCUAUUCUAUAGCGAACCAGCGACGUCACCUUCUGAAGGUGACGUCGAGCAGCAGGAUGAAGAUGACGAUGAGUUUGAUUUCGCCAUUCCGCUGAGCACACUGCAGCUUCAGUCGAGCCCUCGUGACGUUGACAAUCUUGAAGAAGUCCAUGACCAGGAAGAUGAUUUCUAUGAUGCUCCAGUCAACAUCGAUACGGCAACAGAAGUGGAAGACGAUGUGGGCGGAGAGGAGGGAGAAGGUCGUGAACAUGAGCGUCGUGAUCAAAAUCCAUCACUAAAAAGAGCAGUUACAACAGGUGGAAAUAGCAGCUCGUCUUCAUCGACGAGGAUCAUAGAAGCGCCAAUUUAUAGGCCCCGGCCACGAGAAGAGGUAAAGCAGAGAGGACCAGCACCAGGACUGCUUUUCUAUCCUGAUGGUGAGCGACGUGGUAGCACGAACAGGAACUCUGGCGGUGCUGAUCUUCUCCAUGAUCAGAGUGGAGGUGCCGAACAAUCGACGCAUUCGCAAGGACCUCCAAGGCACAAGCGCGGCUUUGCCUCCAUGGGUAGUCAGGACUUUGACGCACUCCUCAAGGAGAUGCAAGAUGAAUCAGCGGAGAAAAAGAAAUCACCAAUGGUGACAUUCUGUUAAGGCUUACUAGCGAAUGAAGCCCAACUGUUUACCUGGUCGUGCUGGAAGUACAAGUACUAGGUAUAGUUUUCUAGCGAAUGAAGCCCAACUGUUGACCUGGUGCUGGAAGUACAAGUACUAUAGUUUUUCAACUCCUACUUGUUCUGACCUGCUCUGUCUUCUAACACCUGAGCGGGGGGAAAGUAAAAGCCAGCGGCGGGCUAGGUGGAAAGACGUCUGCCGUGCCAGGUGGUGCUUUUCAAAUGAGACGUCCGGCGCCAGCAAGGGUGCCCAUUGGUGGAGGCGCGUUCGCAAAGGGUGGUUUGAAUACCCACAGCCCACAGCAGAGGGUGCGUCAGCAGCAGCAGAUGGCGCCAAGGGCGCUGAAAGACUUGGCCACGGAUAUUCGUGCGGCCCUAGGGUUGGAGGAAGACGAGGAAGAGGCAGCGGCAGCCAAGGUCGGAUCAGUUUCUUUCGCAUCGGCUCGUGGUUCGGGGAGCGGCAGUUCGCGUUCGGGUGGCCCUACGGGAGGGUUGGGGAAACCAAGAGGAAGCUUAUGGUCAGCGUUUAUUCAUCUUCCUCAGUACCUCUUCGGUGCCCUUUUCUUUGCCCCCAUGAUAGAAGAACACAAGGGUCGAGACUAUAAGGGGUCGAGAUUAAGGGGAAAAAGGGGUCGCGAUUAAGGGAAGAAAGGCUCACUGCUUUAACAAGCGUGUCAGGAGCCCAGAUCUUAAAUGGUGACGAUUUCGGCGCCUACUUCGGGGACCUGUUUAAAACAGGCGAAGCGGAGGAGGAUAUCGCAAAACAGUUUGGUCUGGAAGUUAAGCCUUGAUAUUCCGCAAAUCCAUCUUCAGGAGCAAAUCCAUCUUCAGAAGCAUCCUGAAAGAAACCUUUUGAUUAUUAUAAGUAUGAAAAUCUUCCAGGACGAUGCAAAUUAGGAGGAUGGAUCAUCUAGGGAAGAACUAUGUCUAAGGAAUGCCGCGGACGUCGCAGUGGGCGGUCCCCGGGCGUCGACAGUAUGGCAUUCUCCUUCUCCGACUCGAGCGACUCGAGUUCGGAUGGAGGGUCUAGUGACUCUGAUGACCCUGACGGUAUUAAGAAGGGACGACGAGGAAAGACAGGCGCUGUUGGUGAUAGCACUGGAGAGGACAGCGCAAAAUCUGCGGAAGACGAGAUGGCACGCAAAGAGGCUGAGGCCGCAGCCAAAAAUUAAGACUUACACUUAUCCAUCUUCUGAGGCAUCCUGAAGAGGGGGAUUUCCAAGGGAAAAGCGCGCCCAGGCUGCGUCUCAAGAUGAAUAAGGGUGAGCUCUAAAAAAAGCUAGAAAAACAGAGGAAAAAGGAAGAGCGGGAGAGAAAGCGAAAGCAGGCUUUGCGAGAACGACAGAAGAGACUAAGGCAGAAGCAGCGAGAGCAGCGAAAAAAGCAGGCGGAACGUGAACGCGAGCAAUUGCGUGAGGCCAAUAAGCGAGAUCCUUUAUUCGAUCGCAUUUUCGGUUCCUAUCUCGCUAACGCACGCCUCAUGCAAGAAAAGCUGCUGUCUGCGAAUCAAGUCCUCCUUCCCGAACUAGAGGACGACGAGAUCGAGUUCAUUAUCCAGGACAAUUUCCCGGACCUCGUCCACGACCAGUGUGCCCAAGACUUCUGCAGUUUCAUCAGUCGUGAGACCAAGAAACUCGAUAAAAUCGGCAAUCUUGGUCAUCUUGCGCAUGCACGCUAUUUCGCGCAACCAAGUUAUCUCGCGUCAAGUCUCAUGCAAAAGAUUGAGGGUACACACGAUGGAACAUACCGACCGUUCCUAGGAGAAAUCUUUCAUAACACUCUACUUUCUAUUCAUUUUGAUUCUUCUAAUAUCUAAAAUUUGUAACACUCAGGACGGUAGAUCAAAAAAUAACUUCGUGACGUCACCAGGUAGCGUUUCUUCGACCCAAGCGGCAUUGGACAACGUGAAUAGUGCUGGCGCGCGCGGAUCGGCUAAGAGAGUGAGCCGUGCAACCAUAUCUUCUGGCACGUCUAGCAAGUCUGGGACGUCUGGUGCUACAGUUAAGGCUUCCCCAAAUUCAUCUUAAGAAGCAUUAGCAUCUUUGAAACGUUGUUUUCAAGGGGAAAACGCUCUCAGGAUGAACUUCGAAAUGAAUAAAGGUAUUACGGUAUGAGCGGAAAAACUUUUAAAGUGCACUGUCAGUUUUUAAAGUGCACUCGCACUCAAAAAAGUAGCUACUUCUCUACUUAAAUCUUAGCCAAUUGCAGUGCGCAACUCUUUCCUUUCAUAUAAGGAGGCGUUGUGCUAGCUGCGCAAACGCAGACGGGACCCAACUGCGUUGAGCAGUAUUUGACGCUUUUCCAUCGGCAUUGUACCGUUGGCACGAUUCCUAGACGCGAGAUGCGACAGGUAGCCCGCGUGAUGCAGGCAAGAAUGGGAUACUCUCCAGCCUAUUGCUGCACGCAUUUGCUAGGGGAGGACGUGGACAGACCCGGUUUCUACCAGAAGAAGUCCAACUUAAGGCCGCUUCGCUUAAUCUGAUCCAUCUUAUAAAAACUCUAGAAUAAUUUAUAGUGAGGCUUUUAAUAACGAUUGAUUAAUCCACUUUCAUCUAACCUAUCUCCAUUAUAGAACGGAUGUAGGAUGUGGAUGGACUUGGAUGGAUCGGAUGGACCCCCCUAAGUCUUCCGAUCCUACUUGAAAUGGUGGGAAAAUCCAUCCGAUCCAUCCAAUCCCGGAUCUGGCACCCCUAUAAGUUAUUCUAUUACUCAGAGGAGUCAUCCUAUUCCUAGGCGAGAAGAGUAGAGGCUCCGAAAAGCGAAAAACAAGCUUUUUAUAGGACAUGCGUCGCAGGAUGGAUUAGGUUUAGGGCGAGCUCUAAAAAUCAAAGGAGCUACAGGCGAUGGAACCCGAGAGGAGGACGACAAGAAGAGCAAAGAAGACCUGUCCUUAAGCCUAAUACAUCUUUGGACGCUGCAUCCUUGAUGGAAUUUAUGGGCGAGGAGUACCAACCUAAGGAAAGAGGACUCCCCCAUUAUGCUUUUCAUCAAGGAUGCAGCACUUGAAAGAUGAAUUACGGACAGCUCUAAUGUUGAGUCAGUCAAGCGUAAAUUCUGCAGUGCUACUGCGCGCAGCGGGUGGCGCGCGUACUGUCAACUGCAUUCUCACGCGUGCAAAGCACAUGCGCUUCGUAAAAGCUCCUAUACCAGGAACCUUGGACAAUCCUGGCACGAUGCACAUGCUCAGAAAUAGGUGGCACCAUCCAGCCGAAACGUGGGCUAUGCAGGAGUGCGACUGGUACGCAGAGCUGCAGAGGCGGCACCAGUACCAACUCUACCAUCAGGACCAGCUAGAGAGAUACAACGAGCGGGUGAAGAUAAUAGAGCAACUACAACUAGAGUUAAGAUGACUUCGAAAAUUUUCUAAGAUUUUUGAUCUUCAAAACAAGCAUCUUCCUGAACCUCCGUCUAAGGGAAGAACGGGAGGUUCAGGUGGUCUUCAAAACAAGCAUCUUCCUGGACCUCCGUCUACUAAGAGGGGAACUGCGGGUUCAGGAUGACUCUCGAGAGAGGAUGACUUUCGAGGAUAAGGUCCUCUAAUACAGGAUCAGGCUGACGACCAAGCUGCAACGGGAGACGGAGCAGGUGAAACUCCUGACCUCCUAGCAGGCAUGACCGGAAACGACCUGCCACCGCGUCCCAAAGCAGUAGUACUUCCAGCUAGAGCCACCACCAUGAAGUGGGAGGACCUGGUUGGGGAAGUGUUCUGCAGUUUGCCUCUUGGCGACCAAGUGACUAACCCGUUGAGCACCUUUGAGGUGAAUCCUCAUCAUCUGACCUUUUUCAACCACUGGUUUCCAGACAUGCGACCGGAUAACUACUCCAAUGAAGACUUGCUAGUUCACUUUGUUCGCCAUCUGGUUGUGAGGCAAGGUGUGAAGAAACUGUUUGCCGGAUCCAUAGCACCGGUUAACGUGCCAGGCAAGAAGAUGAGGAAGCACGGCCACACGGCGACUUCAUUAGCGGGUGUCCACGUUAUGAGUAUAUGUAUAGGAAAUCCAUCUCCAAAGUCAUCUGGACUAAGAAAAUUUAAGAAGGAAAAGGAACAACCCAGAUGAUUUGUGAGAUGAAUUCCCGAAGAUACCUCUAACCACGGAGGCGGCGCCAAUACGGAGACAACCAGCGGUGGCGCCGCAGGAUCAGGCGCCCCAACGUCUCAGAGCGCUCAAGGUGGUUCAUCAACGCUCUCGGGAGUGCUUGCCCUGUGGACAGACUUGCAUAGCAGCGCGCAGCGAAUCGAAGCACUGCGCAGAAAGUCUACAGAGAUCCGGAAGGAGGAAGUUGCACGAGCGCGCUCUCUGACGAAAGCGGCGUUUGAAAAGAAAAAACUUGCGUUAACAAAGAUUAUGGGUUGGUUAAAGGUGCUUUUCUUACCGCUUUUUAUGCCUCUCCUAAGGGAGAAAGGCACAACAAGCGGGGUAAGCGAGCACCGAAAACCUAUCUCUAAAAAGAAAGCUGCUAAAGCAGGAGGAGCACACCAGGAGGCUUUCACCUAUUCGAAGAAAGACGUUACCGACCACGUUGCGGCAAAUCUGCCUCACAUUCUGGCAUCUGCGGAGAAAAAGAUAGAUCGCAUGUACAAGUUGAUCUACUACGGCAGCGACGCUGUGAUCACCCAAGAAGCAGAAGAGAAGGACGCAAUACAACGGGCACGCGAAGAAGCCAGAAGAGCGGAGAAGGCGGCCAGAAGGGCGACUAGAAGUACUCGACGGAUGAGCGCUGCUGCGACGAGUGGAGAUGCUGUCCCUGAAGAGGAAGAAGAUGCUACCACCACCGAAGACGAGGCGGAGGCUCUAGAACACGAUUUUGACUUACGGCUACAAUAAAUGAGCAUCUUGCUUCACAGGCAUGAAGAUCCUGAGGCCGUUUUUCAAGGGGCGGAAAGCAGGCCCAAGAUGCUGCUGAAGAUGGAUUUCGCCUAGAAUCUAAUUGACGAUCCAGCGGCCGAGGAAGAGAGCUGGCGAAGAACCGAGGAAGAGAUGCGGCAACUGCGAAAAGAAACGAGUUUUGAUUAAGGCUCGAGGAUACAAUUCUUUUCGUUCGCCAAGGGUCAUUUUAUUUCUACUUCGGUUUCCUUCCUUUAUUUACUAAGUAGGAUAAUUCUAAAAAUUCCUAGUAUUCCUUCCUUCUAGGAUUGAUUCUAAAGAACGAAGUGAGAGUGAAGAUAGUGAUAAGGCAAGAUGAAAUGCAAUGAGCAUUAUGUUUUGAGGAGCUCCUCUAACUUGAGGCGCGCGAUGAGUUUCAGAUCACCUACAAAACUUUCCGAACGGUGUUGGCGGCUUACGGCUUGCGAACGGACUUUGUGCGGCUCUUCUGCACGCUGGCGUAUAUUGAGCGACAUCGGAGAGUGCCAACGACGGAGGAUUUAGGCCUCGAACACGAUGUACGUGAAUUCCUCAGACCAGAACACAGAGGGGAAUUGCCAGUGUAUGUGAGGAGGGGAAGGAAGUACUUAUAAAUAGAUACAUCUACAUGAUCAAAUGCUCUAUGUGAAUUCUAAGGCCGUUUGUUCUUGAAUUCUGGUAUUGAAAUAAAGAAGCCAGUUAUUGAAAUAAAGAAGGAUCGUUUCUUGAAUUCUAAGGCCAAUGAGAUUGCUAGUUCCGGUACUGGUUGUAGUUCUUUUGUCAUCCUAGACCUAGAUCUACUACAGGAAUAAUGUUCUUGUACUUGUUCUAGUAAUGUUGAGUCUACGUUUUUACUCCUGAAUGUAAGAGAUGGAGAUAGUACUUCUAGAAGUAGAUGAAUCAAAAAAGAGAUAGUAUCACACGACAUCUCGUCCUCAGGCUCGACGCUGAAUUCCUAGAGGCUUACAUGGAGCACGACGACGUGGAUGCUGAUGAGUUCGUGAUAACGCGUUUUGCACUAGAUUUCGUCGUAAGUCUGUACAAACGGAAAGAUGCCGUUUGCAUUGAAUUGGAGAAGAAUGCUAGCGAUUUUGUGAAAGCCAAGAAGAGGCUAGUCGAAAUGGGACCCUCUGCGCAAAAGCUUGAUCCAGAGGAGGAGAAGCGCGCUGGCGCCGGUGGCAAUAAGGAAGUGCACACAAGGUCGCAUGGAAUUUUGAUCAUGCUCUUCGACAUGAUCAACCAUCAGCCGUUGCAGUGGCAACGUUUGAGACAAAUGGUAGCGGUCGGAGGGGAUGCUGGUACUGCUACUGCUAUAAACCAGGUUACUUCUACUUCUUACAUUAUUACUUCUUACUUUUUACUUUACUUUUUACUUCUUACUUCUACUUCUUAGGUUAGACUCUAUAAUUAUUUCUGGCGAAGAUUGACCACUACAUGCUUGAGCUUCUUGAUGUUAUUCAACUCGUAGAUCAUGUGGUUCUUGUAGAUUCUGCUUCUUCAUGAUCGAAAUUCUACUUGUUCAACUUCAUCUUGAACUUCGUCACAACUUUUGUGUGUCGUCGUCCAGGUGUCACGCAUCAACGUUUCCGCGAAUACGCGAAGCUUAUGGGCUGGAGCGGCCCUACUGCGGAUCUGUCCAACACCGUAGUAACCUUAGGAUCACGACCCUGGAAACCUUUUGUUUCGGUGGAUGAUCUCCGCGUCUGCUCUCGCGUGCUCUCCUCAGGUGCGACCAUGGUGAAGACCGGCUCCAGGGUGCAGGGUUUCAAAGGUAACCACGUUGAAAAACGCGUGACAACUCACGCCGCGAGGACAUCGCAGGAAAUACAUGCUAGGGGUGCUAUGCCUGGUGGGGGAAGGGAGUUCGCGUGAGGAGGUGCAAGCAUAAUUUUAUCGAUUGAAGAGUUCGAAGAAAAUUAUCAUGCUCUUCUAACUAGAAGGUACACGAAGGCUAAUAAGACCUCUGUCUUUACUACUAGCAAAAAGUAGAGCGCACAGAGGUACCAUGACAUGACAUGACAUGACAUAACAACUGCAUCAACCCCGUACUAGGUUACAGAAGAUUCAAGAGUCAGAUGUAGUUAUGUUAGAGAAAGUGCUCAGAUGAAAAGGGAGCCAGUAAGUCGUUCCCUUACAGAUAAUGUCACAGAAAAUAACCAUUUCUUUGCAUACAACUGGAACUGAAAGGAAAAACCAUAAUCACCAUGAAUGUCCUACAUCAUCUUCAAAUUAUUCAUGAACCUAUGCUACAACAACUAGUGGGCGCACGAAGCCUAACUUCUACUUCUUACAUAUUAAGUUUCCUAGAAAAAAGAGAAUCAAAAAUUCAGAAAGAAUUCAUCUGGUGUCAUACGAAUUCAUUUCGAGGAUCACAUUCAAUACUAUUCAUAAAAUAUAAAUCGUAAAAAGCCGCAUAAUCUUACACGCAGCGCUAAGCUACGAAUGCAAUUUAAGACUCGAAAAGCUCAGUGUACAAACAGACUAUAUUAAGAUCUUCGAGGUCGUUACUAGAUACGUUGACGACACGCGCGCCUGCCUUGCAUUACGACGUAAUGGUGGACGUCUGACUCGUAAGUCAAAUCCGAUCCGACACCUAACAUCAUAAUGGAAGGCUUUCCUUACUAUAUAGACAACUAAACUCAUAAUGAAAAAUCUGUAAACGCAUGAAAAAGUUUCAAGAUAAGCAUACUACAACGAUGAACUGCUAGAAGAGCAACAAAAACUACGUGAUAACAUGCAAAAGAGUAGAAGAUUUAAGACAAACAUACCGAAUCAUGUAUCCUUCAUAUUUGUUGGAUGGCUACUAUUACAUUUAUAUUAUGCUGUUGACAAUGUAUCGAUUUGUCUUGCGACAUGAUUGCACAGUAAGAAGAUGAAUAUGUAUCAAAAACGACUAC